GCGUAUCGAUUUUUGUUGAGUGAAGUCAGUGAAGUGAUCGUAGUGUUCGUGUCCUUUAAUUCCUUUAUUUUAGUGACGUUUUUAGAAAAAUAUCUGUGAAUGGGAUUGUGUAACAAGAUAAAACGUUUAUUUGGUGUGUGAUUUUCCAUUAAGGAUGACGAAGGACAGGUUAGCGGCGCUCCAAGCGGCGCAAAGCGACGAUGACGACGUCGGGCCCGACGACGUCAACGUCGCGGUUGAAGAGAGCCCUAUGACCGAAUUCUUCGGUGAGGUGGAAGAGAUACGGGAGAUGAUAGACAAGAUUCAAGCAAACGUGGAGGAGGUGAAGAAGAAGCACAGCGCCAUCCUAUCAGCACCGCAAUCAGAUGAAAAAACAAAGAACGAAUUAGAAGAUCUCAUGGCUGAUAUUAAGAAAACUGCCAACAAAGUCAGAGGAAAGUUAAAACACAUAGAGCAGAACAUCGAACAGGAGGAGCACUCUAACAAAUCAUCGGCGGAUCUCAGGAUAAGAAAGACACAGCACUCGACCCUGUCUCGCAAAUUCGUCGAAGUGAUGACCGAGUACAACCGCACGCAGACGGACUACCGGGACCGGUGCAAAAACCGGAUACUGCGGCAGCUGGAAAUCACUGGCCGGAACACCACGGAUGAGGAGCUGGAAACUAUGCUGGAGCAGGACAACCCCGCGGUCUUCACGCAAGGGAUAAUAAUGGAGACGCAGCAGGCCAAGCAGACGCUGGCAGACAUCGAGGCGCGGCACGCCGACAUCAUCAAACUGGAGACGUCCAUCCGCGAGCUGCACGACAUGUUCAUGGACAUGGCGAUGCUUGUCGAGAGCCAGGGCGAGCUCGUGGACCGCAUCGAGCACCACGUCACGCAGACGCAGGACUACGUGGACACGGGCAACGUCGAGCUCAAGAGUGCACACAAGUGGGCCGCCAAGGCGAGGAAGAAAAAGAUCUUCAUCAUGAUAUGCCUCGCUGUUACGCUGGUUAUCCUAAUAAUUAUCCUCGCUGUCACGUUGAGUUAGACAAAAGAAGUGAACCACGAGCCAUGGACGCACACGGUGUUGUCAUCACGAGGCGAUGAUAUUUGCCUGUAUACUGUUUAAUUUUAUCAUCUUAAGGCUGAUUUAGACGACGCGAUAACUCGCAUGCGAGUUUCAUACCAUUGCGGGUUUUGAUUGGUCGGUUGGACGUAAUCCACAGUCCGCAAUGUAACUAAAAUCGCAUGCGAGUUCGUGCGCCGUCUAAAUCAGCCCAAAGUCAUUAGGGAACGUUCAUGUUACUUGUGUCGGGUGACGGUAGAUGGUGCAAGGGUAGACAAAUGAUGGGUUAGUAAAUUUACGGGUUGAUUAGAAUAUUUACCUUUAUUGCUAAAAUUGUAGCUACCCAAAAUAAUCCGUUUGGGUUAGUUUUCAAGUAUUUUCGACAGUUUCAAUUUCAAAGUCUGCCCUAUUGUCAUCUACAAAGACAUCUAUGGAGAUGUUAAUGUUAUUUUCAUCACACUUGCUGAAAGGUUGAUAUGUCACACUGUGGCGUACAGUAUUGUAUGAAUUAUUACUCCCAAGGCAGUACAUUUUUUUAGUUAUAUAGAAGACGUUGAUCAGUCUGUCAAUGCGGAUGGUGCGACUGGCACUAAGUCAUGAGACCCAAGGAGGUUUAAUAAUAUUUUAAUUGUUUACGAUGGUUAAGAAAAGUGUUUAUUUCUAGCAAAUGUGAUGAAAAACAUUGUGUGUAACACGGACGAUCUUUAACCUUUUGGCCGCCGGACCUAGUCCGCAAAGACGCUCACUCACACGCCAGAGUAAAUUCUAAGUAAACAACUAAUAAAAAGUUUAGGGAUUGGAAAAUGUGAUAUCGAUAUUUACAAUUUAUGGUAAAAAUCUUCUCAAUUUGGCUUUGUUCUUAACCAACUUUAAUUUAUUUCGAGAAUGCCAAAAAUUAACAUAUUUUUUACACACGACAAUGUUAAAAAUAAAAGUCUUUAUCAUUAAAAACAACCUCUAAACAAUAUCGAUUCAUGACGUAAUAUCACCGCACUAGGCUCUACGAGAAGUCUUGUAUACAUGACAACGGCGCGCAUGGACUGCCCGCAGUGCAGACCGACAAGGACCGUUUCCGCGCGGAUUAAGUAAUAAUAGUCUCUAGGUCAACGGCGUAAGCGCUUGUCGGUACGUAAACUUUAUAAGCGUAUGGUUAGAGCCGCGCAUCGUGUGUCGAUAAUAUAAAUGUACCGGAACUGCAUUGGGGAAAAUGACACGUGGAUUGAAUUGUCAAUGAGUGAAGAACAAUAAUAUUGGGUAAGGGUGGGGAUCAGAAAUGUUCGGGAAUGCAUGUUUCACAUUCGACAUGUUCCUUAGAAGAGCUUGUCAGUUCCCGUAUUACACCCUCCCUACCAUAAUAAUUUUUCGUCAAUUUCAAAUACAUAACAUUCUCAUAGUUAGGCGACACUGACUAGUCCGAGCGUCCGCCUGUAGGUACCAUUCUUGUGCGAAGCGGUCACUGCAGGGUAUCACUCCCCACUACACUAUCAUCUCAAAAUGAAUCAUUUGUUCUGCAAAUAGACCACAAGGGCAGAUUUACUUGUCUGACUCUACUAUGGACAGCUGAACAAGUUCCCUGAACUCCAGCUAUAGUUAUGCCUGUCUCUCUCUCGUUUAACGUAUUCUAGUUACUAGUUAUCACCAAUUGGCAUUUAACAGGUAUUCAAAUGCUUAAAUAAAACCCGAUUGGCCACUUGAUAUUUAUUCUGAAUAUUCUCUAGAGAUGCACCGGAUAUUCGGUUACUAUCCGGUAUCCGCCCUAUCCGGCCAGUAUUUUAAUAUCCGGCCGGAUACCGGAUAGUGCCCUACUAUCCGGCCGAAUACCGGAUAGUACCAUUGCUUGAUUUUGGAGUAAACAAAUUGGAUUUAAGAAACAGUCACGGUCAUAAUCGUACUUGUUUAUUAUUUUAAAACAAUUUAGAGAUUCAACUGACUUGCACGCGCACUCAUUUCAAACCUAGAAAUGUGUCCGCGCGAACGUUCACUUAGAAACAGGUCAAAACUGCAGAAUGCGCACCUGAAAAACCGAAAUGUAGGUGCAGCUCUGCUGGCCGAUAUUCGGCGGCCGGAUACCGGAUAUUCGGCCGAAGGUCAGGCCGAAUAUCCAGUAUCCGGCCAAACAACUAUCCGUUGCAUCUCUAAUAUUCUCAUAUCGAAUUAACAUUCCCAUCCCUAGCUGUCUUGUAUACAAGACAACGGCGACGAGGAACAUGAAAAACGUUGAAAACUAGAGCAAUUUUUUUGAUUGCCUUAUUAUUAAAGAAUGGAUUUAUUUAUCUGCUUUAAAUGCUAUUAUUUUAAAAAUCAAAGACCUAAAACAUUAACACGAGUGUAAAAAUAUACUACAAUUGAUGUUUUUUCACAUUUACCGAGCGGUUGAAUUUGUGUCUUGUAUACAAGACAGCGGCGCCAGUGUAUCGUUCUAUCGUUGUCUUGUAUACAUGCCAACGGCGGUCAAAGGGUUAAAUUGUAAACUUAAGUCUUGAUUGACUUUCGUUAACAAUUUUUGCAAUAUCGCCCUUAUUCCACAAUGUACUUAUUACUCAUAAUGAACGGUGCUACCUGAGUAGGUUAUUCAAAAUAAUCUGAUUGAUCAGAUGCGCUUUUUACAGUUCUAUCACUUUCCCAAAAAAUAUUUUAGACUGGAAAUGUAUUUCUCAUGGAUGUCUUGUCGUUUCCGUCUGUCACAAAAGUAUAAAUUCACAGACUAUGUAAAUGUGAUUUACUGUUCAGUAGGCAGGUUUAUAAACUAUGUUCUUAUUUUGUGAUAUUCCACCAAGAAAAGGCCGCAAUGUGAUUAAUUACUUUUAUGAUGCCAAUACCGUACGUAUAAAACUAUUAACAAUUCAUAUGGCGCAAAGCCUGUUAAAUAUACGAUAACAAAUUUAUUAUAGCGUUCACAUUGUGGCUGAAACUAGUAGUUAUUAUAUCUUGUUUAUUACUGCCUCUUACUCGAAUUGUCAUUGAUAAAAAUUAAUGUUCGGUACCUAAUAAACAAUUUUAAGACAAUAUAAUGCGAAGUGCAAUAAUAUUGAAUUGUGCUUAAGGUUAAUCGUCGUAUAGCUUUGCUAUGUUGCCAUGGAUGUCAUUCUGCAAAAUAUAGCGAGCGAAGGGUUUGUUGGCACAGAGCGGCUACCGCGAAAACCGAAAUUCGCAAAUUGCGGGGAUCUUUCUCUUUUACUCCAACGAAAGCGUAAUUAGGGUGACAGAGAAGAAUGCCCGAAAUUUACGAACUUCGAUUUUCGCGGUUAUAGCCCAGAUUAAUGUCUUACGAAUUACGCUGUCAAGAAUUAUUGAAGUAACAAAAAAAAACAUGUUUUGAAAAAUAUUGUUCAACAAACGCUUUGCUGAUAGUAGCUUGCAGAAUAAAAACCGGUUGACAUCAGGCGCUUUUGUACCUAAUGAUGUUAAUAUAGGUACUUUUUGUUAGACAAAAAAUACGAUUUUAAUCGGCUAACAAUUUAAAUAAUAAAUUAUGUAAAUACAAUUGUAUUCUUGUUAUACUGCAAAACGUAAUUUAAGACCAAAAAAAGUAAGAAAUGUUGCCACUUUUUUACUAGCGCGUCUUGUAUUUAUGUACAAAUAAAUAAAUAAAAGUACUUUUUUAAAUAGUAGGAGUAAAAUUACUAAUGAAUAAAUUAUCUUAGCGUGAUUAUUUAUCAAAAGGAAUUUACAAUUUUAGAAACAAAUUAUUGCAAUGGCAACAUUGUCUCACUUUUUUUGGUCUUGAAUUACGUUUUGCAGUAUAGAUUUUGUUAGUUAAACAUAAAAACAUCACAAUUUGUGACCGGGAGUAUUUUAAGUAGGUACAUUAACUUAAUAAUUAUUCAUGCUUCCCGCUGUUGAUUUGAGAACAAGCUAAUAUAAUUUAUUUAAUAUUUGUAAUAUAUUAAUGUAAUCACGCACAAAUCUAAUAAGUAGAUGAGGUUAGGUAUUUAUUCGCUUAUUUCUUAAUUAAAAUUGUUUUUUCUCAGUCUCUUUUUAUGCACUAAAAGUACAUUGCUGUACUGUUAGUCGGGAUAUUGAGAUUUAGUGAUUAGUCAAUAUGUUUAGAUUUUGUUGAGUCAAUCACUAUGAGAUCGACACCAGUAUUGUCUUAUAUUAAUAAUUUUAAUAUUUUGCAUAUCGUUCUAUUAAUUUAAGGAAUAAUAAAAAAGCAAACGAAUUUAAAUAAGUGUGGUUUCAGCUUAUUUGUUAAAAGAUUAUUGGACGUCGAUGAUACACGUGGCACAAGUCACUUGUGUAAAUAGUUUAGAAGAUCUGUUUUAUUUACUCUUAUAUUCACAAUUGCUAAAAAUUAAUGAUUUCAUUACUUAUAUUUUAUAUUCUAUUAUAUUUUUUAAUUGCCGAUUGAGUUGUAGUGUUGGUUAAAUAUACACUUUUAGUCCUGUUAUACCAAGGUAUUUUAAGCUGUGUGCUACAUUAUUCUGUUAUUAAUUUGAUAGAUAUUUAAAGUACUGUUUCAUAUACAAGUAUUCUCUUGCUAAACUGCAUUUAAUACCAGCAUUUUUUCUUAAAAUAUAUUUAAACGAAGUAAAAUUUCUAUGUAGGAGAAUACAGUUUGUUUCUUCUUUAGUUGAAUAUCUUGUAUUAUUAUUGUUAACUUGUGAUUAACAAAUAAAUUAUGGUAUAUUGUUUAGCUGAUAACUUCUUUGUAGCUCUACAAAGGCGUCAUAAAACAUAUUCACGUACAGCUUGUCACGCGUUAUAAAUAAUUAAUCGAAAGACUGUGAAAUAUAAUUUAAUGCCAUUCAACAUUAUUGUUUAUUAUUAGUUACUUAAUAAUAAAGUUAAAAUUUUAUUAAGAGGUUAUGUCUUAAUUUCGCUAAUAUUACUGCCCGUGCAACGGGCGCGGCGACCCACAUUGUUUAUACAAAUUAUAAAUAAAGAAACGUUUUAAUGUUUACUCAAGAUGUAAAUAAUAAUAGUAAGAACUUUUGAAAAUAAUAUUAUAUUUAUUUUA
Molecule: messenger RNA, 6008 nt
Organism: Cydia fagiglandana
Lineage: Eukaryota; Metazoa; Arthropoda; Insecta; Lepidoptera; Tortricidae
Gene: Syx1A
Product: syntaxin-1A
Exons: 8
Coding region: 155-1030 (291 amino acids)
Biological process (GO): intracellular protein transport; exocytosis; synaptic vesicle fusion to presynaptic active zone membrane
Cellular component (GO): plasma membrane; synaptic vesicle; presynaptic active zone membrane
Molecular function (GO): SNARE binding; SNAP receptor activity
Source: RefSeq, a predicted model, not a curated record